Molecule: messenger RNA, 602 nt
Organism: Achroia grisella
Lineage: Eukaryota; Metazoa; Arthropoda; Insecta; Lepidoptera; Pyralidae
Product: ribonuclease H2 subunit C
Exons: 5
Coding region: 127-528 (133 amino acids)
Biological process (GO): RNA catabolic process
Cellular component (GO): ribonuclease H2 complex
Source: RefSeq, a predicted model, not a curated record
CCACAAAACAAUGUAACAUUAAAACAAUUGUUUGUUUGUUUUUCUUCGAAAUUUGAAAUUAUUAUUUUUUGUUUACUUGAGUAUAUUUUAUUUUAAGUACAAAACAGUGUUUAGAAUUCAAUUAAAAUGUCCAUUCAAGUGGAAAACAAUUUGAAAGAUACGGAGAACGAUAAUAUAUUUAAUCAGAGCGUACAUUUUAUGCCUUGCAAGGUGGAGGAAGACGGGCCGGCAAAUGUUCGCAAAUAUUUCGAGCCGUAUAUUAAAGAAGACGAAAAUGGAGAUUUAUCUGCAACUUUCCGGGGACGCCAACUCGAUGGCGUUAAGAUGGCACUGCCAGAUGGUUACAGAGCAGUUGUGAUCACUGAAGCGAAGAGGCCACUCACAGAAAAUGCAGAUAGAAGAUUUCAGGUAGCUGGUGGCUUCACAGGCAUGACUCACUGGAAUUGGGAUAAGAAACCUUCCAAGAAUGAUAACCUCGUGAAAGCAUUAGACUGGGUGGAUAUUGCUGAAGCUAUACAUGGAGACUGAAAUUUGGAAGGUUAGAAUAAGUUACGUGCUAUUCAAAUCAAAUAAAAAAUAAUUUAUUCAUGUAGGAUAUUUUA